This is a messenger RNA of Amoebophrya sp. A25, 2216 nucleotides long. The record is from the annotation of a GenBank genome assembly. NCBI's taxonomy places the organism in Eukaryota, Dinophyceae, Syndiniales, Amoebophryaceae.
GCUCAGAUUGUAGAGACAAGCAACCGGCGCAAAGUGUUCGAAAUCACCUCAAGGAAGUCGAGAAACCAGAUGGAGCAGAAUCUUUCUUCGUUCUUGAGUGAGUAUCUGUCUGAGUGUUGCAACUGUUGUCCAGCAAAGAGAUUCUCCUCCGCUUCACCCCGCCCCGCCCUAGACAGAACCGAACUUGACCCCAUAUAAGGACAUAAUUAAACGCCUCUAUACACACCCGUCAUUUUCAUAGGUCAUCUCCAUUGGGGCUCCUCACUUAUCUCUGGUGAUUUGAUGCAAAAAAUGAAAACUUUAUCCCGUUAGUGAUGCUGUCUGUACAUUGUUUUCCAACAGGCAACUGCUGGACAGCAGAAAUAGCACAGUGUCUCACUUUGAUCCUCUAACCAAAACCAAUAGGGUAGUUUUUGAAGGUACGAAGGAACGGAUUCCGUAGUUGUAAAGCAAGUAGACAGCACAGAGAUAUCUUCUGGCAGGACAUCAUUCCCAGUGUGCUUCAUACUCAUUGUACUAGUUGUUCAUCUCGUUUUCAUCCUUUCCUUCUUGGUAUUACUUGGUCGCUGGUCUAGCCAUCAGGAUUUAGACAGGAUGCAGGCGGCGCUCGCAAAGUUGGCCGCGAAUUAUGGGCUUGGUCAAGGACAACAGAUGGAUGAUACAGAAAGCGUGAUGUUUACCGAAUUCGAACGAACUUGGCGCAAGGCCGCCGGCGAUCGUGGUCGCCUCGAUGCGGCAGUCAAAAACCGUCUUUUCGCACACGCAGUAGAGAUUCUCUUCGAAUUAAUGAAGCCGAAUAGCAUGGCAGAUGGUAAGUACUAGAAGCUAGCAGAUGGCCAAGCUUUGCUUCAAUCAUUUUAAACAUCGACUGAUAAUGUCCAUGGUUUCUUUAACGACUGAAUUCAGUUACCAUUUGUACUUGGAAAAUCUUUUUUUUUUUUUCACAGUUGAGCAGACCUGUUUUCGUUCGUUCAUAUUCCUUCAUCUGCAUAUGGUUGCAAUGUGCAUUCCACUCAAAACAGGCUACGCUUGCACAGAGGCGCAGCUGCUUGGGAGCUUAAAUACCAAGUUCGAGCAACUGACUUCAGAAGGUCCUCUUGCAAAGGCGGUACACGACACACUCGCGGACAGUUUUAAAGCUUAUGCCUCGAGCAAAGAUCCAGCCAUGGGCAAGGAGCGAAAGCCCCUAGAGCUUGGUAGCGCUCUAGCUCAAAUCUCUAACUUUUUCUGAGAGUUCGUGAACAAGGUGGCCUCUUGUGCUCUCCCCUGUCAAAUUGUCACAGAUCCUGCCAAAGUUGCAUGGGUAGUCCACUGCGUGCCUCGCUGUCUUUUAUGUCAGUCGGAGCUACGCUCGACUGGUUUACAUAGCAACUACUCUGUAGCGUGAAAGGCCGGCUCGCCAUAGUAUUUUAACUCAAAGCCUUGGGGACGUUGUCCCAGCUUGCUUAGGGUCUUUAGGCUAAUCACCGAGCGCAAAAAUUAUACUUUGUCUUGCUCUUUUCUGAUCCCUAUCCUUACUUUUGUUGGAAACCGCAGAUCAGGAGGCUGCGACACCGUGGGAAGGUCUGCCACGAGCCAAAUAGUAGUAGAAGUCCUUGCCCAAAGUGUAACGCGCCGAAGGUAAACGCUGCCACCGCCAAAGCCGGAGAAAGACAGGCAAGGACAAGCAAACCACUGCGACGAGGAAGAGGGCCGGAAGGUAGAACGCCACCAAAUUCCAACUCAGUCGAGCGCAGUCGCGCCGGUGCAUUCUCACGACCUGCGUUGGCGUAACUCCUCCCACCCAAAGGGUCCAGGGCCGUCAAGAUGGUAAGCACUCGGGCUCUUUGGCUCGUUGUUCAAUUGAUCAAGUGCGCUGGCUGAUUCACAUCGAGCCGCCAAGCCGGGAAGUGGAACACCUUCAAGGCCUUGCAGCUUGGUCGCCUCGAGCUGUCUCUGACAUUCCCCCCCCAAGAGCGAGGGGGGGGGCUGCUUUCAUGAAGUCCAAAAACACCCACGAGAAGCUGCAGGACCACGGCGGACCAAGACCAGUCGAACACAUAAGCCGCCGCAAGUGACAGGGCUCGAAAGUGCUCGGGAGUUAUCAAGGGAAAAGGCGGAAGGCUUAAGCGCACAAAGCACAGUCGACCUCUUCGCAAAGACAGAGGGGCGGCGACCUUGUGACGAAAUAGGCCGCACCAUCAAGAGAGAGAGCCCGAGUAAGUUGCCAGGCGUGG